Molecule: messenger RNA, 2055 nt
Organism: Trichoplax adhaerens
Lineage: Eukaryota; Metazoa; Placozoa; Uniplacotomia; Trichoplacea; Trichoplacidae
Exons: 6
Coding region: 1-2055 (684 amino acids)
Source: RefSeq, a predicted model, not a curated record
AUGGCUUCAGCAAGAUCAAAAGAGCAUUGCUUGUAUGUAUGUGGAAUUGAACACGAUGUCCUGCAGGAAUUUGAAAUUCAAGUCCAUGAAAUUAUAAGUGAAGCUCGUAUUAAAUUUUACAAAUACAUAGGAACAGGAAAAGAUGAUUGGCGAUUUGCGAAAAUUGGAGUCGCUAAACGAAAGCAAGUCAUUCAGUUGAUGGUAAACUUGAGGGGAAAUAAAGUUGGGAAUAGCAAAUUAGGCUUAGUCGUUUAUUUACCACUAGAAUUAUCUCUAAAAGUCCGAAAUAAAGUGGAAAAAAAAGUCAAAGAUGAAAUGAUAGCAUUAGAUCGGCUUCGAGGAGGCUGCUUUUAUGCAAUGGAAACAGAAAUCAUGCUAGUUGCGUAUCGUCAGCAAUCGGAAGCGGCUAUUGCUAUGCUGUGCCUAGAAAACUUUGAAAUUAUUGAUGACAAGCCGAUAUCACUGGAAAUCCAUGAUAAUCCCAUGAUUGCUGAUACUAUCAAUGAAGUAGUUUAUAAAGUACGUCAAAAGAUUAACACGGAAGAUAGAAAGCAGUGGUACGAAGGGACUCAAAAAUUUCGAUUCAGUAGAGAUUCUCCCCUAUCUGCAACGCUUUUAAGUGAUUCUGAGAAUAUGGAAAUAGAAGAUUGUGAAAGUAAGUCAAGUCGAUUGCAAGUAGCAGAAAAUGAGCUAAUGGUUAAGCAUGAAGACAAAAAAGCUAUCUCGCAAGUAUCCGAAGAUAUGCCUGUAGCGAACCUUGAAGGUAAAAAAGGUAUUUCUCAAGUAUCCGAAGAAGUGCCAGCAGUGAAGCAUGAAGAUAAAAAAGAUGUUCGAAAAAAUGGCCACCAAAAUCUGAAAGUACACGAAAAUAAUGAGAAAACACCAAAUGACUACCGAAACUGCUCCAAAGGUUAUGGCGAUUUAACUUGCAUGGCGGUACAAUAUCGGCUUGCUCAAGAAUGUAGUAAAGCGAAUGAUAAAUUAACAGGUGUAUCAGCAGAUUGUGAUCAAAUGGGAAUAGAUUUUUCCGACCAAGUCGAUUCGGAGUCACACGGCAAUGUCAUAAUGGUUCAACAAGAACUUGAAAUAUCCACUGUUGUGCAUUUUCUUAUUCAGCAGACUGAGUUAGAAGAAAGAUUAAAGGAAAAUGGCUGUGAUACCCGUUUCCAGUAUACUGAUAUAAAUAAUGAUAGAAGUAUUCGAUUGAUUGUGCAUAUGGCCCCUGAAGAUCAAGAGCACAUCAGUAAAAUGCUAUCAAGUUAUACUAAAUGCUUUAUUUGCGAUAGCCAUAAAGAUUUACAACAUCAAAUAUCAACUUUUAUAGCUUUAAGUCUUGAAAAGCAAAUGCUAAUUAACGAAUAUCUGCGGUUUAAUGACGUUAAAGCUGGUAUCAUGUCUAAUGGUGGCAAUCAGUCGGUGUCCAUCGUUGCCCUUAACGCAAAGGCCUAUCAGCAAGCUCUCUCUAGUAUGAGAGAAAUGUUUUGCAGCCAAGUAACCAGAGUCGAUAUUGAUAACCUAUUCUCUCGGCCGGAUUUCCAUAUGUUUAUGAAUGGAUUAAGAAAUUCUUUAACUGCAAGUAAUGAUAUUCAUCUGGAAGGUGAAUGCAGCGACAAUUUUAACUUCUGUAAAAUUAUCGUCACUGGAAGUCGAUGCGAUGUUUCUAAUGUGGUUAAAAUCAUUCAAUGUAACUUAAAUAGUUAUAAAGUCAUUGAUUAUAUAAUUCCGAAUGCUCCAACAUUAUACACGAAAUAUUUGCAAUUGUAUUUGCCAGAAGAGCUUCAAUUGCUGGAACAAUUAUGCGGCUGUAAUGUUCAAUUUGAGAUGAUCAAUGAACACUAUGCAAACAUAUCCAUUAAAUGUAGUCAAGUAUUUUCAUCAGUCAUUGCUAAGAAGAUGAGAGAACUGAUUGAUAAAAGCAGUGACAUAGAAAGCAAUGAAAUGCUGCGCGCAAAAUUAAUGUCUCAGGACAUUUUUGGUGAUGAUGGUAAAGUCAAAGUUUCGCUAAAUGAGGAAGAAGAUGCAAUUGCUACGACUUAUGUUCAAUGCCAAAUGUAG